Molecule: messenger RNA, 7531 nt
Organism: Apis florea (little honeybee)
Lineage: Eukaryota; Metazoa; Arthropoda; Insecta; Hymenoptera; Apidae
Gene: Svil
Product: Supervillin
Biological process (GO): actin filament severing; cytoskeleton organization; actin polymerization or depolymerization
Cellular component (GO): cytoplasm; actin cytoskeleton
Molecular function (GO): phosphatidylinositol-4,5-bisphosphate binding; actin filament binding
Source: RefSeq, a predicted model, not a curated record
UUUCUGUUAUAAUUCAUAUUGUAUAAUAUUAGAAUUUUGUAAACAUUUUCAACAUUGUUAUUAAAUUUGACAAAUAUAACGUUACCAUUAUCGAUGAGAUCUUUCAAGUUAUACUUUGUAACAAUAUGUAGGCUUAAAUUUCAAUUCAAAAUAGGAAUGGUAGCUGUUGGAGCUACAGUUUUAAUGGCAACUAGUGAAGAAACAUCAAAUAGAACACAAAAUAAUUCUAUACAAUAUGAAAAUCAAAAUAUUUGCUCUCACUAUAAUGAGAUACAUAAUAAUGAGCAAAAUUCAGAAUGUCAAAUUAGAAAAAAUAUAACAUCUUGUAAUAUAAACAAAAAUAAAAAUCGUAGCUCCAUGUUGGAAAAAAAUAGUCGGAUGAUUUCAAGAUCAGAAAAUAGGGAGAGUAAUAAAAACUAUACAUUGUAUAAAACAGCACCAGUUCGUGAAACCAAAGCUUCAAGAUUACGUGCUGCUUCCAUUAUAUCACCUAAUGGUGGAACAAUGUCAUAGAAGUUAACUAUGUCUGAAAAUUCUACACCUUUGAGUCUUCAACCUAGUACUAGUUUAUCAUUUAAAGAUGAACAUCCAAUAUCAAAUAAUAGUAGUAUUACAAAUUUUCCACGAGAAAGAGAUAAAAGUUAUAAACGAAAAUCAUAUUUAAAUCGAUCACUUAAUAUGGAAACAACAAAAGAUCAUUUAAAUCAAUCUGAAAGUAAUAUUAAACAAACUAAAAGACAAUCAAAUAAACGAGACUACAUAUCUGAUACAAUAUCUACUUCAAAUUCUAGUAAUGAAUUUCAAUCAACUAAUUUAAGUAAAAAGUCCUUUGAUUCAAAAAUCACUUAUGAAAAAGUUAAAGAAAAUUAUUCUAAAACUUAUACAUUGCCUUCACUUAAUUCUUCUGCAAGCAGUAAACAUUUAAAUGUACAACGAAUUAGUGGUGGACAUAGUGAUUCAGAAGUUUCUCGAAGAGUUGAUGCAUUAACAGCAUUAACAAAAUCUGCAAUAGAACGUGUAGAAAGACUUAAAUCGCAUGCCAAUUUUCCGCCAAGUUGUGAAUCACGAUUAGAGAAUCAUUCAUCUAAUACAUCAUGUCAAAUAAUUUUUUCUUCUAAUACAGAAAAUAAUAUGCGUAUAUUGCAAUUAUCACCAAGAAAAAAUUCUAUUUUAAAAAAAUCAAAUGAUGAACAUUCUCAAGAUGGAUCUUUAAGUCAUCAACAUAUACCGGUUUCAAUUCUCAAACAUAAAAUAUCUGAUAUUGAUACUAGUCAAAAUGUAUCUAAUACAAUAAAUCAUGCAGUUUUGCCUGUAACAUUUUCACCAUCUGUUAGAGAACCAACACAUAAAAGACAUGGUAUCUUAAAAAAGCGCAGUAGCUUAGAUGAAAGUGAAAUACUUCGACGGCGCAGUUGCUCACCUGACAUUUCAUCUACUGACAAUAUAUAUUCUGAAUUUAGGCCAAUAUUAAAAAAUCAGAGACGAUCAUCUUUAGAUGAAAUUGUUAAGAGGGAUCAGAGUCCAGAUCCUCAGCCUACUUCUAUAUUAAAACGAAAAUCAUCUAGAGAAGAUGAUAGAGAAGAUCGUCAAAUUAGUUCUACAGAACCACAGGGUAUACUUAAGAGAAAAUCUACAAAUAGCCAACGAAUAACUAAUGUUAACCAUCACAUAACUAUUACAAUGGAAACAACAAAUAUGGGUAAUCCUGAAAUACUUGAUAGUUCUGAGGUGAGACCAAUCUUAAAAAAAAAACAUAGUAGAGAAGAAUCAUUUGGUAGUGAUCCUCCAUCUUUAGAACCACGACCAAUAUUAAAAAAGAAAUCGAGCACAGAAUCAGAUGAACAUGACGAUAAACCUAAAAAAACUAUUUUGAAAUGUACUCGAAAGAAUUCACAAGAUGAAUGUAACUAUGAAACAGAAUUGACUUCGCCAAAAAAAUUAUCAAUGCUUAAAAAUCGUACUUUACAAAAUAGAACGAGCGGAGUAUUAGAAAAUGAUCCUGUACGACCUAUAUUGAAACAAUCCAGCAAUAGAGACAACGAAUCACGAGUCCGUUUAAAUCUAUAUGAUGAAACAGUUAUUAGUGAUGAUAUGUGUAUAGAACCAUUAAAUUUAUUUUUGCGAAAAAGAGCACAAUCAGUGGGUCAUAUUCAACCUUCUAAUAUUCCUAAUGAAUUUACUGGUGUACUUAAUAAAAGAAGAUCUCUUGAAUUAAUAUCUGUGAAUGCUAUAUCAGAAGAAAAAUCACAACUAAAAUUAACAACUAAUAACACCUUAAAAACAGAUCUUUCUCUGAAUGAUGAGAGUGCCAAUACUUCUAUUGUUUCUUGUGCCAAAAUGUACAGCACAACAAAAGAAAAACUUACAGAGAAGGAAAAUCAAACUACAACAGUAUUUGAAAGUGAAGAAAAAAGUAGAUUGAAUUCACAUGAACUUCUUGUAAAUAGUAAUAGUAGUGAUAAUAGUAGUUCUUCAGUUUUUAAUAGAAUGAAUGAUAAAGAAUAUUUAAAUAAUGAAACACAGUGUUUACAAGAAAAAACAGAUGUUGAAAACAUUCAAGAAGGUAAUGAUGUGCAUCAUACCAACAGUGUUUCUAAAAUGACGUUGCAUUUUAAAACUUUACAAGAAAAAGCAAACUCUAAAGAAAAAGGUAGCAUGUCCCAAAAAAUAUCGAGCAACACUUCACGUAACAUACAACGAUAUAGAGAACGAAAGAAUCAAGGUAACGAUAGAUUUAAUACUCAACCAGUAACUUUUCAAGAAGUGCAAGAAGCAGUUUUACAAAAUCAACGUAAUGCUACUACAUUAGUUAAAAAAUCAAGUUUGGCAGAAAAUAAUAUAACUACAACUGAUGACGAAUUUGAUCCUUCUAAAUUAAGUUUAGCGGAACGAGUACGUUUAUUCAAUAAAAAAAUUGAUACUGAAAAAUGUUCAAAUAAUUUAUCAUUGGAAAAAUAUUCACGAAGACGGCCGGCUGCUCGUUAUAAAACACAACCAGUUACAUCGAAAGAAGUUGAAGUAGCAUCUCGAAUAUCUCCAUUGAAUACUAUUAAUCAAUGUCCAUUAAAUACUGAUGAUUUACCAAAAAGCAUUUUAAAACCUGUUGCAUUACAUGUACAUAAUACAUUGCAAGAGAAAAGUUCUGAACUCGAAGGAAUGAAAUUAAUAAAAUCUGUACUUAAAAAAGAAUCUGAAGAAUUAGAACAACAAACACUUGAAAAUUUUAAUAUUUCAUCACAUUCUAUAUUAGAAUCUAAUAUGGAAAAAAAUAAGAUAAGAAGUAUAAUGGAAAAUAAUUAUUCAUCAGAAUAUGAUUUAAGUUAUGCCUAUAAUGAAAAGGAUAAUCAUAUAGAAGAUAGACAACAUAAAAUUAAACAAAAAUAUCCAGUGCCUUUUCACAAAUGUAAUAUUCAAGAUGAAUUAAAUAGAAAAUUCAAAUCUAAACCACAUAACAUAGAUAAUGUUCAAACUGUAAUUACUACUAAAAAAUAUGAAGAAACACUUCAUACAUCUGGAAAUAAGAUAUGUACUCUAAAUCAGGAAACAUGUAGCACAAAAGAUGAAAUUGUAUCUUCUAAUCGCCAUCCUAUAUUUUCAAAACAUACCAGGUAUAAUCCACUGUUAAAGAGUAUCAGUCAUCACGCGAUUAACAACAAAACGAAUGAAAAUGAAUCAAAUAGUGCAACAACAGAAAAGCAACAUGGUGUAUCUCUUCCAGGAUUAUGCCGUAGCAUAACACAAACAAUACACACAAUUGAUACUAAUGAUGGCCCAAGUAUGAGUAUUGCAGAACGAUUAGCUGCAUUACAACGCAGCGGAAAUACAAAUUGGAAGCGACGUAUAACUUCUGAACAUAGCUCAUCUAAUUCAUCGGAUGGAAUAUGUUCCAAUUUAUCAAAUAAAGAAGAAUUGAGUAUCAAGCAAGGAGUGCUUGCAGAUUGUCUUGGAAAGUUAGAAUCCGCAACAGAAGGUUGGAAAAAAAGAAUAGCUGUUACAGAUGUAACAAAGUUUACAGUAGCUGGCAAAAUGAAAGUAGAACAACAGGAAAAUUUAGAUCCAGGACCAUCUUCACCACUUAUUGAAGUUACAGGAAAUAUUAUAGAUAGAAAGAAGAAAACUCCUCGUCCUGAAAGAUUUAGAACAAAAAAAGGAUACAAAAUGGAUGUUAUGUCUAUGCCAACUAGUCCAAACAAGGAUUCAUAUAUUAAAUUACGAGGAAGUUUCUCUGAACCUACAAGUGAUGAUAGUGCUGAAGAAUUGAAAAUGGGAAAGAAUGAGUUACCUGUUGUCUCAAUACCUAAGAUAGAUGACGAAACAUUCACUUCUUUUUUUACUGGAAUUUCAUUAGAAAAAUGCGAAGCUGAAUCUGUUGAUUUAAAUGAAAGUGAUUUUGAUAUAAUUACAUCGCAAUCAGAAUUAUUUAUAUUUUUAUAGAUUAGUUCAAAAACGAAUAUACGAUUGAAACGACGACGUAUUAUGUCUAGAAAUCCACUUAAAACGCUUGCAGCUCGUACUGAUUUGAAAUCAGAGUAUACUGAAAUCCGGACUGGUAUUGCAGAAAAAGUAAUGAAGCAAUUAAAUGUUGAGAAACUAGCUAAGAAUUCAUCAUUAGCUAUGGAAGCACUAGCUGGUCUAGCUUCUACUGAAGACUUUAGUAAUAUAACACUAAGGAAUAUAGCAGAAACAAAUAUUUCUUCAAAUAAAUUACAACCAUAUAAAGAUUUAAUGUUAAUUUUAAUUAAAGGCAGAAGACAUGUACAAGUGAGAUUAGUUGAACCAGUCGCGGAGAGUAUAAAUAGUGGUGAUAAUUUUGUUUUAGUAACAAAAUCAGAGGUUUAUAAUUACAUUGGAAAAUAUUGUAAUGUUAUUGAAAAAGCACGAGGUGCAGAAAUUGCAAUGAGUAUUCAACAAAAUAAAGAUCUUGGUUGUCAAACAUCUCAAGUUAUUAUUAUUAAUGAAGAUAAAAUAACAUGCACAAAAAGUCAACUACAAAAAUUUUGGAAUUAUCUUGGUAUAGAAAAUGAUAAUGUGGAUGUUAUUGAUGGCGGACAUCCUGAUGAAGAUGAACUUUAUGAAACAUUUAUGAUAGAUACAAAUAUGGUAUAUGAAAUUAAAGAUGAAGAAUUAGUACCACUUGAAAAAUAUUGGGGUAUUAUACCAAAAAUUGAAAUGCUUGAUCCAAAUAAGGUAUUAGUAUUUGAUUUUGGCAGUGAAAUGUAUAUAUGGAGUGGUAAAGGAGCUUCAACUGAUAAAAAGAGACUUGCUACACAUCUUGCUACAGAAAUGUGGCAAGAAGGAUAUGAUUAUUCAGAAUGUACUGUGUGUCCAAUUAGUGCGGCAUCUAUGAUUGGUAGACGCACUAUAUCAAAAGCAGAUUUAAAAUCUGCUAAAGUCAGACCUAAAUGGUGUUUACUUGCUAAGUUGACACAACAUGUCGAAACAAUACUUUUUAGGGAAAAAUUUCUUGACUGGCCAAAUGUUUCUGGUAUAAUACGAGUUCGAGGUAUUAAAAAUGAAGAACAUGUUGAUGGAACUGUAACUAUAGAAAUGUGCAAUAUUAAUGUUCUAUUAGAAGAAUGUACUAUUCCAGUUGAUUUAGUUCUUGAAGGAACUCAUUUAGGAAGAGGUACUGGUUGGUAUGAUAAUGAGCUAAUGAAACAAUUUAUUGUUACAACAACGGGUGUAAAAGUAUGGCAUAUUGAUGAAUUUUCACAUACUCUUUUGGAUGAUUCAUCUGUUGGACAAUUUUAUUCUGCAGAUAGUUAUAUUGUAUAUUGGAUGUAUUCUGUUACAAUUACUGGCCGUGAACUUAGUGGUUUGCCGUCAAAACAUUCUGCAAAGGGUCGUGAUCGUUCAGUAUAUUUUAUUUGGCAAGGUCAAAAUGCGUCUUUAAAUGAACAAGGCGCUGCAGCAUUAUUAACUAUCGAAUUAGAUAAUGAUCAAGCACCUCAGCUUCGUGUAGUUCAAGGACACGAACCAGCAGCAUUUUUGAAUUUAUUUUCUGGAGGAAUGAUUGUACAUAAUGGCAAAAAAAUGAAUACAAAAUGCGAUGAACGAUGGCGAUUGUAUAUAUGUCGUGGUACUUUAGAGUCAGAGGUGUCUUUAAUAGAGAUUCCUUGCAGUACUCGUCAAUUACGAAGCAGAAGUUCUCUUAUAUUAUUAGAUACAAAAAAUAAAAAAAUCUAUGUGUGGCAUGGAUCUAAUUCAUUACCUCAUAUAAAAAAAAAUGUAAUUAAUGCUGCUGCUAAAUUGAAAAAAAAUCGACCUCGGGAAACAGGUUUAACAUUUGAAGGCAAUAUAGAAAUUUUUGAAAUUGAUGAGGGAUUGGAACCAGAAGAAUUCAUUAAUGCAUUAGGACAAAUGAACAAAAAGCUGUAUGUUUCAUUAGAAAAAGAUCAAAUACAAGAACAUACUCCAAGAUUGUUUCAUUUAUCAAGCAUUUCUAAAGAAUUUAAAUCUGUAGAAAUAUUGUGUCCGCAUCGUGCUUCUUUGCCAACUCCAUUUCCUUUUCUACAGGAAGAUUUAUAUCAAGCUCAUCAACCAGCUUUGUUUUUAUUGGAUAACAAAAAUGAAUUGUGGAUAUGGCAAGGGUGGUGGCCUAAUAUCGGAGCAGAAGAUCAAUCUGGUAGUAAAGCAGUUAGAUGGCAAGCUGAAAGAAGAGCAGCCAUGACAAUGGCUAUGCACUAUUGGCAAAAAAUUCAUCCAGAGAUUAAUAAAUAUCCAAUUUAUCUAGUCUGGGCUGGUCUUGAACCUUUGCAAUUUAUAAAUUUAUUUCCUACAUGGAUAUACCGUGAUGAUAUUGCAGAAUUGAAUAUAGAGGAUGGUCGAAAUCCUGGAGAAGUAUUGACUGUGGAGAAUGAAUUAGUUCGAUUGACACAAAGUACAUACCCUCCGGCUCAAUUAUUACAACGACCAUUACCAGAAGGAGUUGAUCCUACACACCUAGAAUUGUAUUUAUCUCAGCAACAUUUUCAAGAAUUGCUAGGUAUGACUAAAGAAGAAUUUCAAGAACUUCCAAUGUGGAAACAAGUGAACCUUAAAAAAGAAAUAGGACUUUUCUGAUGAAACGUCCAGACUGCCGAUUCUACGAAAAAUAGCUGCCCUUGUAAAGCGAUUAAUAAAGUUUUUGUUAAUUGUUUUAUCAUGUUUAUAACUUUAAAUUUUUUAAUUUCUCAGUAUAUGAAUGCCUAUUUAAGAUGCCUAAAGUUGCCUAUUGAUAAAAGAGAAACUAAUAUUAUUAUACAAUUAAAGAUAUAUUUACUACUAUUUCAAAUAUAAUAUAUACUACAUACAUAUGUGUACCUGUGCGUGCACGAACAUAAAUAGGUGAUUAUAUAUUUUUAAUACAUACUAAACAUAAAUUGGCUUGUGAAUAUUUCCUUUAUAUUUGUAUGGGUUUUAUAUUCAAUGAUAAUACAAUGUUUUAGAAUGGCUUAUUCUUACAUGUGUAAUAUUUGUACAAGAGUGACUGUAUUCUUUACAACAUACUCCAUGUUUUUGAACAGUAUUCAAUGAAAUUUCUCAAUGUUGU